ACCUCCCACGCCAACAUGGCCGCCUCGGUCAGCGCCGCCACCACUUCGUCCUUCGACGACCCCGGCGAUUGGGUCCACAAAGCCCUUGUGAACCCCCAUCUCCCCGCUGAGGUUCUCCUGAGUUUUCGCCGGCGCCGCCCCGAGCUGGAGGCGGAGGCCGACGAAGACGCGGAUCCGAGCACCUCCGAAGCCGAGAAGGUGCUGGAGUGGGGGAAGCGAAUCAAGAGGUCGAGGGUGAUGCGGCUCCCCCGAAUCGCGGAGGCGCCGCUCGAGGAAGAGCCAGCGGUGAUGAAGAGGAGGCCGAGCCCGCAGUCGCCUCUCGAUCUGUGUCGCAGCGCGUCGGCGAGCUCCAACGAGAAGCCCGAGGUGGUGUCAAGAUCUCCCUCCCUUGCCACCGCCGAAGCCUGCCGCAUCGAGGUUGUGGCUGCUCCGUCGAUCCCGGCCUCCGCCCGCAUCAGACGGCCAGCGGCGAGGAAGAUGACGAAGCUGGAGCUGCAAGCGGUGGAACGGACGCUGCUCGAAGAAAGGGCGAAACUUCGCAAGGAGAUAGAAGACGCGCGAAGGACCGCCGACGAAUUGCGCGCCCAUAAUCACAAACUGAAGCAGUUGCGAGCAGAGCUUCCAAAGAUUGCAGUUCCUUCUUCCCCACCACCCCGGCACAAAGCUUCCGUUUCAUUACCAGACCUCAACGUCCCCUUACCUGAUUGUUACUCACCAUCCUAAUUUUCAUCGGCCACGAAAACAAAAUGUAAAUAGUCGAGUUUGGGCUAAUGAAGCACCAAAUCACUAACAAUACUCUGCUAAUUCUAUUUCAUAUUUAGGAUGAGCAAAUGGUAGGUAGCUAAGCUAUACUGCACGGCUGCAAUCUAUUCUACAUUUUUAAGAUUUUGAACACAAUUUCUUCAUCUUUUCAUUAAUGAAAUGAUCAUCCAACUUCUUUUC
Zingiber officinale is the source of this 942-nucleotide messenger RNA. RefSeq lists its product as uncharacterized. The transcript has 5 exons. Lineage: Eukaryota; Viridiplantae; Streptophyta; Magnoliopsida; Zingiberales; Zingiberaceae. Bases 16 to 723 code for a protein of 235 amino acids. The record is from RefSeq and is a predicted model, not a curated record.